GUCACAUGACGCUUUUUCCAAUAAUCGCACACCAGGUCUCAGUGCAGUCUGCUCUUGCUGUGUGUGUGUGCAUCAGGGAGGGAGAGCGCCGCUAGAGACCAAAGACUGAGAGGCCAUGGCCAACUACAAACCCCUUACUGCCGUCAUUGAGACGGUGCAGCAGAGUCAGGCCGAGACUAACGCUGCUGCCUCCUACAACAAGAUCCACAUUGAAGCAGAGGAGAUCCGACAAAGACCAUUCAGUUUCAAAGAGUUCUACCGAAACAAGCAAAUCUCAGAGAAUGCCUACAGCUUUGGGGAGAAGUAUCUCCAGUCCACCAGAGAUGAGAAGAGAUACUACGUCAAGAAAUACCCAUAUCAUUGUGUGGAGCUGUUUGCCAGUAUGGUUGAGAAAGUUCACUCAGUGGAGCCACUGCAGUACGUCCUCACUCUCCUGGCCGAUCUCACCGACGACGAGAAGAACGUCACUCUCAUAGUCAAAACCACUGACGGUGACCAGUUGUACCGCCCACUGUUGAGUGUGUUCCACAAGAAUGACAAGUACAGCAAACACCAGGCGUCUCUGGUGAUAGCUAGACUGUGGUCUCACACAUCGGAGAGGAUACCAGCAGAUAAUGUCAACCAGUAUCUCGGCUGGACUGUCGCUCAGCUCAGCAGAAACCCGGACUACCUGCUGUGUGUGACGAAAGCUCUGAUGACAUUCCUCAGGAAGGAGAGCUAUCGCAUGGCCUUCAUCUCUGCCAAUGGAAUCAAACCGAUUGUGGAUCUGCUGGAUCGAAGGAUCACCUUCCAACUGCAGUACCAACUGGUGUUCUGUGUCUGGAUGCUCUCCUUCCAGAGUGAUGUCGUCGAGAAGAUGAAAGAGUACCCCAUGGCAGCUGUCCUGUGUGAUGUACUGAGGGCCACUAACAGGGAAAAGGUCCAGAGAGUCAUCUUUGCUACCUUUAGGAACCUGUUGGAGAAGCCCAGGCAGUCUGUGGCAGAGCAGUUUGCUGCUGAGAUGAUUCACUUCAAGGCCGUCCCUGUCAGUAACCUCUCUAUUUACCUCCUACAGAUGAUCUUAUGAGCCACUGCAUGUGGUAUGCUGUCAUUUUUAUCCACUGUGUAGGUAUUAAACAUCCUUGUGCAGCAGACAAAAGACGAUGUUGAAUUACAAGUUAGUCACUUCCUCACUAACGCAAUUGCCUAAUUUAUGGUGACAAUGUGUAAUUGAGUCUUGUGAUCCCCCCCACUCUGCUGUAGGAAGACAUUGUUUUCCUUCAUGAGAGAUUGAAUGCCAGCCUCCAGGACCUGAGCUCGUGGGAUGAGUAUGCAGCAGAGGUGAAGAGUGGUCGACUGGAAUGGAGCCCUGUGCAUCGCUCUGACAAGUUCUGGAGAGAGAAUGUGAUGAAACUAAAUGAAAACAACCACGAGAUCCUCAAGACCUUGGUGCUCAUUCUCCAAGAGUCUCAGAGUGCAGUGGCCAUUGCAGUGGCAGCCCACGACCUGGGGGAGUACGUCCGCUACUACCCACGGGGCAAGAGGAACCUGGACGCACUGGGAGCCAAGGAGAUGGUGAUGGGGAUGGUGAGUCAUGGGAAUGCCGAUGUCAGGAUGCAGGCACUCCUCGCCAUACAGAAGAUGAUGGUCCAGAACUGGGAGUAUUUAGGUCGGCAAUUGACGGAGGAUGCAGGCUCCACACCAAAGACAGUGGAACUUCGCUGAACACGUGUCAAUACCAUUCAUUCUUUGUCGUUUGUGUAGAGUUUAGUACUGCAGUGUUUGUACAUGUAUAA
Messenger RNA from Geodia barretti, 1775 nucleotides. The record is from the annotation of a GenBank genome assembly. Lineage: Eukaryota; Metazoa; Porifera; Demospongiae; Tetractinellida; Geodiidae.